Molecule: messenger RNA, 3202 nt
Organism: Linum trigynum
Lineage: Eukaryota; Viridiplantae; Streptophyta; Magnoliopsida; Malpighiales; Linaceae
Source: the annotation of a GenBank genome assembly
GGGCCAAUUGAUUUCGGGAUGGCAUUUUCGCAAAAUUUUGGGCUAGAUUUUUCGAAAGGCCAUUUUACUUGAAUUUUGAAGGCUACGGAUCACGGAUUCAGCCGAGGCUAUUCUUCAACGAUGAUUAAGUCCAUUAAACAUGGAUUUGGGCGGAUUUCUUCCGGGUCCAUUUUUGGCAGAUUCCAAAGGGGUACCAUCACAGAUUUCGGGCUAUUUUUUCUGAAAUGUCAUUUUCUUUCGAUUUUGGAGGGUGUCAGAUCACGGAUUCAGCCGGAGGCUAUCCUCCACCGAUAAUGAGGUCUAUUGAUCCUAUUCUCCACCGAUGAUUAAGUCCAUUAAGCACCGAAUUGGGCCAAUUGAUUUCGGGAUGACAUUUUCGUAAAUAUUUGGGCUAGAUUUUUCGAAAGGCCAUUUUCCUUGGAUUUUGAAGGCUACGGAUCACGGAUUCGCCCUGAGGCUAUUCUUCAACGAUGAUUAAGUCCAUUAAACACGGAUUUGUGCGGAUUUCUUCCGGGUCCAUUUUUGGCGGAUUCUAAAGGGGUACCAUCACAGAUUUCGGUCGAUUUUUUCUGAAAUGUCAUUUUCUUUCGAUUUUGGAGGGUACAGAUUACGAAUUCAGCCGGAUGCUAUCCUCUACCGAUAAUAAGGUCUAUUUGAUCCUAUUCUCCACCGAUGAUUAAGUCCAUUAAGCACCAAAUUGAGCCAAUUGAUUUCGGGAUGUCAUUUUGGUAAAUUUCGCUCAAUAUCCCCUUGCCGCUCAUUGCUCUUCGCCGCCGUCCACUCCUUUUCCUUACCCGCUAUCCGUGAGCCCAAAUCACUCUUUCCACACCGACCCCAAUGACGCCCUCUACCAUCGGAAAUCAGACACGUCCCUCCUCCCGGUCACCGCCGAAGUCAUCCUAUAUAGAAAAUGGUCACCGGCUUCUCAGAGUAAUUUUUUUUAAUUAAUGGAUGCAGUUGACCGUUACGGGUCAACAGUGUCAUUAUUUGGUAGGUGGCGGGGGUGUUAAACGUGAUACGCUUAGUGGGCAACAACGACAUUUCAGUAGGCCAACGUACGGAGUUCCAAUAGACAUGAUCACCGCCGGAGGCUGACGCGCUUCGCCGUCUUAUCAUUUUAUCCCUUCUUCGUUCUCUACGGCAUUUGGCCACGCGGCAAAUUCAAUUGUCCCGGCAGAGAGAGCUUUUUGGGUUUUAUUCUGUCCGCGGCGGUAACUGAACCUUCUCCUUCAAUUUUAUCAGCUCCUUUCGUCUGAUUGAAAUGGUUUCAGGGCUAUGUUCUGCAAAAUUGCAACUUUAGGAUGGGGGUAAUGUACUAUCGAUUAUCUAUGUUGUGGGCUUCUUCCAAAAGUAGCAAUGAACGUUUGGGGCCUCAUGAUUCUGUGGCUUAGGGACUGCAUCGAAAUUGUUGAUAGAGUUUCAAUGGAUUUUUCUUCAUGUGUAUUUCUGUUGAUUCUAGCUCGGUCAUUUUGCCACCACACAUUUGAACCAUAGAAGUUUGAGGAGUCAAGUUAAUGAAUCUAUCGACUGUUUCAGGGCUUCUCUGCUCAGCAGCACCAGUAACUCUUAAGAGAACUUGAACUCCGUGCAGACAUAAGAUAAAGUAUCGAUGGCAUCUCAGAACUCUGUCAUGGCCUACAAUGAUCAGGUUCUGGUAGAAGAGAAGUCGUUCACAAGAAUAUUGGUAUUAAAUAGGCCUAAACAGUUGAAUGCCCUCUCGUAUCCAAUGAUUUCUCGGCUUCUAGACCUUUUCGUUGCUUACGAGGCAGAUCCGAAUGUGAAACUUAUUAUCCUUAAGGGAAAUGGAAGAGCGUUUUGUGCGGGAGGUGAUGUGGCUGCCGUUGUUCAUGAUAUUCGCAAAGCUAACUGGAAAUCAGGUGCCCAAUUUUUCACGAAGGAAUUCACCUUGAACUAUGUGAUCGCGACAAACACCAAACCCCAGGUUUCUAUCCUUAAUGGAAUUGUCAUGGGAGGAGGAAAUGGUGUUUCUAUGCAUGGAAGAUUCCGCGUAGCAACUGAAACUUCGGUAUUUGCUAUGCCUGAAACGGCUUUAGGUCUCUUCCCUGAUAUUGGUGCCUCCUAUUUCUUGUCCAGGCUCCCAGGAUUCUUUGGAGAAUACGUUGGGCUUACUGGGGCAAGGUUGGAUGGUGCUGAAAUGCUUGCAUGCGGCCUUGCAACUCAUUUUGUCCCUGCGACGAAAUUGAGUCUACUGGAAGAAGCUCUAUACAAGGUAGAUUCAAGUGAUUCAAACAUCAUUUCUGCAAUUAUUGACUGCUAUUCUCAGCAACCAUACUUGAAAGACCAAAGUGCUUAUAAACGUUUAGAUGUCAUCGAUAGAUGUUUCUCCCGGAAAACAGUUGAAGAUAUCCUGUCUGCGCUUGAAAGGGAAUCCAUGAGUAAGGCAGAUGAUUGGAUUAAAAACACUAUUCAGUCACUGAAGAAGGCUUCUCCAACAAGUCUUAAAAUUUCACUCCGAUCAAUUCGAGAAGGAAGGAUUCAAGGUGUUGGUCAAUGCCUAACUCGUGAGUUUCGAAUGGUCUGUCAUUUUAUGGAAGGAAAGCUAAGCAAGGACUUCUUUGAGGGUUGCAGGGCCAUACUGUUGGACAAGGACAGGAACCCAAAGUGGGAACCUGCUAGAUUGGAGCUCAUCAGUGAGGGGAUGGUUGAGCAGUUCUUCUCAAGAAUGGAUGAUGAAGAAUGGGAUGAUCUAAAGCUUCCUUCUAGGUCCAAUUUCGUUCUGCCCCGGCACGCCAUAGCAAAACUGUGAGCAAGGAUUAGCAAUGGAAUGUUGAGGAAGGGGUAUUUAUUCAAGGAGCUGGAUAUUCAGUUCAAGAAUAUACAUAUUAUUAUUGUAGCCCUACAGGUGGUCAGUAAGUGACAAACUAGACUUCAAUAAGACCAACAAAUGCUCAUAUUAUCCUAGAAAUGUGGUUAUAUAUGAUCAUACGUUUGUUUAUUCUUUGAAUAAGUAUAUUGGAAAGAAAAAAAUACACCCUUUGUCUAGUCAUCUUUAUUGUCACCUGAUGAAAUUUUGGCAGCAAUGAUAGUAAGCAGCAGCGUUGGUUUAAGUCCAUUUCAUCACUAAACAGCUACACAACAACAACAACAACAACAACAACAACAACAAAACAAAGCAAACUUCCUGCUUGCUACUGUACGCAGUCUCCCAUGGCAGGCAGAAGAAUAAUCGGAUUAGCUCAAG